GACGGGUCCGGGUUUGGAUCCACCACGCUUGCCCCCCCUUAUAUCCGUCCCUAGUCCUCGUUCCGAAUUCUCAAAAUCCACAGACGCGCUAAUCAUUCUCUCUCCCUCUUGAUGACUGAAGAAGUUUAACUCCAUUGCUCAUCACUGUCAGGAAUUGCAGUCUUCAACUUCUCGAGUCCCUAUGUCUACUCCACCGCCAGGAGGACCCUCUAAUGGUUCUUCGACGCCUACUGCUACUCCUAGUGGAAAUGCACUUAUAUCAAAUGGUUCCAAUGGUACCACUAGUGAUUCCAUGCAAGAAUCGGUGCAAGUAAAAUUUCCUAAUCCAUCUGGUCAUGUGGUUCCAGGACCUUCUUUCUCUUAUAGUGUGAGUCCAAGUGGCAACAGUGCCAGUGGAGGGUCUCAGCAGCCAUCAUCUUCUUCUGUGUCACCCAUAAUCAUUUAUCCCCAAUCUUCUGCCUCGACUUCUUCUUCUGGGCCAUCUUUGUCAUCUAAUUUUCCACAAGCCAGUGUAGGUUUCAUCAGUAAUCCACAGUUCCAAUCCAUAACGGAUGCAUCGGCGCCGAUUGCACGUGACAGCACUGUCUUAUCAACAUCAACCAUCUUACCAUUAAAUGUUAUUGCUUCUUCGAGCUCUACAGUGGCUGUAUCGACAACUCCUAACUUGGGUCCUGCAACUUUAUGGACACCAACUACACUAUCUUUUCCUGUUCCUCCUAGACCUUUUGGAACUCCUGGCAUACCUGGCCCCUCUGGAUUAGCCUUUUCUACACCAGUCACUGUUCCUUCUGCAAUUUCGGAUUCCUCUUCUGUUUUGAGGCACAAUAUGUCAAUGGCUCCUGACCCAUCUAAUUCAGCUGUGCAGCAGCCUAUAUAUCCUGCCUAUCCAUCUUUACCUGCUAUGGGUGUUUCCCCUCAGGCACACUGGUCAUAUCCUCCUCAGAUGGGUGGCUUUCAUAGGCCACCGUUUCUUCCGCAUCCUGCUGGUUAUCCUGGAUCCUUCCCUUCACCGAUGCAUGUCAUGCCUCUUCCUUUGGUUCCAUCAUCUGAUUCCCAGCCGCCUGGUGUCUCUUCUUUAGCGAUUGCUGGUUCAAUUACCGCUGCUGCUGCUGCUCCUGGAAAUCAAUUUGCAGGGCCAUCAGGGAUGCAGAUGCAGACAGAAUUACCUCCAGGAAUUGAUAACAGGAAACUUGUCCAUGAUGCUGGCAUCAUGGAAAGAGUUGUUGUAAGUGAACAAGCAGAGCCCUGGACUUCCCACAAAACUGAUACAGGAGUUAUUUACUACUAUAAUGCUGUAACAGGACAAUCGACUUAUGAGAAGCCUCCUGGCUUUAAGGGGGCGUCUGACAAGGUAUCUGUGCAGCCAACUCCAGUUUCAAUGGAGCACUUGGCUGGUACUGAUUGGGCAUUGGUUUCAACAAACGAUGGAAAGAAAUAUUAUUACAAUAGCAAAACUAAGUUAAGCAGCUGGCAGAUCCCAACUGAGGUCGCAGAAUUGAGAAAGAAGCAGGAUGUUGAAGUAUCAGGUGAACAUCCAGUGCCAUUGUCAAAUACUAGUGUACCGACUGAUAAGGUAUCUGCUCCGGUCAGUUUGACUGCUCCUGCUGUUAGCACUGGUGGUCGCGAUUCCAUAGCUCUCAGGAACCCAGGAGCACUGGGAUCCUCGUCCUCCUCUGCGCUAGACUUGGUAAAAAAGAAGUUGCAGGAUUAUGGAGCUCCUAUUACUUCAGCUGCUCCAUCUGUUCCAGCUCCAACUGCAGCAUCAGAAUUAAAUGGCUCAAGUGGAAUUGAGGGUGCAGCUAAGGGCUUGCAAAAUGAGAAUAGCAAAGAUAAGCUCAAAGAAGCUAACGAUGAUGGUAAUUUGUCUGACUCCUCUUCAGAGUCAGAGGAUACAGACAGUGGACCAACAAAGGAGGAGUGCAUUAUCCAAUUCAAGGAGAUGCUAAAGGAGCGAAGAGUAGCACCGUUCUCAAAAUGGGAGAAGGAACUGCCAAAGAUUGUCUUUGAUCCACGUUUUAAGGCUAUUCCAAGUCAAGCUGCUAGGAGGUCUAUAUUUGAGCACUAUGUGAAGACACGUGCAGAAGAGGAAAGAAAGGAGAAGCGAGCAGCUCAGAAGGCUGCAAUUGAAGGUUUCAAGCAGUUGUUGGAAGAAUCAUCAGAGGAGAUUGAUCAGAGCACUGAUUAUCAAACAUUCAGAAGGAAGAGGGGAAGUGAUCCACGGUUUGAAGCCUUGGACCGCAAAGAUCGAGAGCAUCUGUUGAAUGAAAGAGUCCUUUUAUUGAAGAGGGCUGCUGAAGAAAAGGCUAAAGCAAUUCGUGCAGUUACUGCCUCUGGCUUCAAGUCAAUGCUUCAUGAGAAAGGAGAUAUAACUGUUCAUUCUCGAUGGUCUAGGGUGAAAGAUGCCCUGAGGAAUGACCCAAGAUAUAAAUCUGUUAAACACGAGGAUAGGGAGGUUUUAUUCAAUGAGUAUAUUUCCGAACUAAAAGCAGAAGAAGAGGAAGCAGAACAGAAAGCAAAAGUGAAAAGGGAUGAACAGGAGAAACUGAAAGAAAGGGAGCGUGAGUUGCGGAAGCGGAAAGAAAGAGAAGAACAUGAAAUGGAAAGGGUGAGACUGAAAGUUCGUAGGAAAGAGGCAGUUGCGACUUUUCAAGCUUUGCUCAUGGAAACAAUUAAAGACCCUCAGGCCUCUUGGACCGAAUCGAAGCCUAAACUUGAGAAGGAUCCUCAAGGACGUGCAACCAACCCUGAAUUGGAUCCAUCUGAUAUGGAGAAGCUUUUCAGGGAACAUGUAAAGAUGCUGCUGGAGCGAUGUGUACAUGAGUUUAGAGCUCUACUAGCCGAAGUCAUAACUCCAGAAGCAGCUGUCCAAGAGACUGGAGAUGGAAAAACGGUUCUUAAUUCAUGGUCAACUGCUAAACGCGUCCUGAAACUUGAUCCCAGGUAUAACAAGAUGCCAAGGAAAGAGAGGGAAGCUUUGUGGCGUCGGCACUCUGAGGAGCUGUUGCGGAAGCAAAAGUCAGCAGUUGAUCAAAUAGAAGAAAAGCAUUCAGAUGCCCAAGUGAGAAGUUCUUUCAACUCUGGGAGGUUCCCUUCCGGGUCAAGGAGAACAAACGAGCGAAGAUAGCUUGAUUCCUCUUUAGACUUUUUGGUUUAAGGUUCUUGCAGCAUUUAAAAAAUUUUGGUUUGGUGCUGAUUUAUAUAUUUCUGAAUGUUGUAUUUUAUCUUGUAUUUAUCAGAUGCCACCAUUGGCAUUGUUGUUUUUUUCAGAGCAACCAUUUUAAUCAUUAGAUCAGUUCACUUUUAGUAAAAAUUCCCCUUUCUUUCUGGAUA
Tripterygium wilfordii is the source of this 3330-nucleotide messenger RNA. Its product is annotated as pre-mRNA-processing protein 40C-like. Lineage: Eukaryota; Viridiplantae; Streptophyta; Magnoliopsida; Celastrales; Celastraceae. Gene Ontology annotation, cellular component: nucleus. The record is from RefSeq and is a predicted model, not a curated record. The transcript is spliced from 16 exons. Gene Ontology annotation, molecular function: RNA polymerase binding; transcription coregulator activity. Bases 182 to 3124 code for a protein of 980 amino acids.